Messenger RNA from Ascoidea rubescens DSM 1968, 1150 nucleotides. RefSeq names its product protein-arginine omega-N methyltransferase HMT1 (gene HMT1). Lineage: Eukaryota; Fungi; Ascomycota; Saccharomycetes; Ascoideales; Ascoideaceae. Gene Ontology annotation, cellular component: nucleus. The record is from RefSeq and is a predicted model, not a curated record. Gene Ontology annotation, biological process: peptidyl-arginine methylation. The coding region runs from base 69 to 1109 and encodes 346 amino acids. The transcript has a single exon. Gene Ontology annotation, molecular function: protein-arginine N-methyltransferase activity.
CCUCUUCAUAUAAUUGUCUGGCCAGUUUUUUCAGCUCUGGAUAACUACACACCUAGAAAUCAGCUACAAUGACUACCCAACCAGAACACCAUCUUGUAUCUGCGACUGAUAACUCGAAAUUGCCAUUUUCAGAGCAGCACUACUUUUCUUCCUACGACCAUUUUGGCAUCCAUGAAGAAAUGUUGAAAGACAAAGUUCGUACUUUGUCCUACAGAGAUGCUAUUUUUCACAAUAAGCAUUUGUUCAAAGACAAGAUUGUUUUGGAUGUUGGUUGUGGAACUGGUAUUUUGUCAAUGUUUGCUGCAAGAGCUGGUGCUAAACAUGUUAUAGCUGUUGACAUGUCAAAUAUUAUCGAAAUGGCCGAGAAAAUCGUUGAUUUGAAUGGAUUCAGUGACAAGAUUACUUUGUUGCGAGGAAAAUUAGAAGAUGUCGAAUUGCCUUAUCCUGAAGUUGAUAUAAUUAUUUCCGAAUGGAUGGGUUACUUCUUGCUUUAUGAAUCUAUGUUGGAUACUGUCUUGAUAGCUAGAGACAGAUAUCUUAAAAAGGGUGGUUUGAUUUUCCCUGACAAGGCUUCAAUUCGCAUAGCUGCUAUUGAAGAUGCUCAAUACAAAGAAGAAAAGAUUGAAUAUUGGAAUGAUGUUUACGGGUUUGAUUUCACUCCAUUUAUUAAUGUGGCAAUGGUUGAACCAUUGGUUGAUACAGUUGAAUCAAGAUCCCAGGUAACUAACUCUGCAGAAUUGAUAAAAUUUAAUUUAAACACUGUUCAAAUUAAAGAUUUGGCAUUCCACAGAAAGUUCUCUCUUACUUGUGAAAGAACUGACUUUAUUCAUGCUUGGAUUGUUUGGUUUGACAUGGAAUUUCCUUCUGAUAGACAAGAAAACAAAAUUACAUUUUCAACAAGUCCCCAUGACCCCUACACUCACUGGAAACAAACUGUUUUUUACCUUAAUCAGGUUUUAAAUGUCAGAAGAGGUGAAAAGAUUGUUGGUUCAUUAGCUUCAAGACCAAACAAAAUAAACCCAAGAGAACUAGACAUUGAAAUUAGCUGGGACCAUAAAACACAAAGUAACAGAGCCAAGAAAGGUAAAUUCAACUAUUUCUUGCGUUAGUUUUUUCAGUUGUUUUUUUUUUUGGUUUUUUUUUGUUUGAC